Molecule: messenger RNA, 9807 nt
Organism: Rhineura floridana
Lineage: Eukaryota; Metazoa; Chordata; Lepidosauria; Squamata; Rhineuridae
Gene: PRR12
Product: proline rich 12
Exons: 14
Coding region: 601-6687 (2028 amino acids)
Source: RefSeq, a predicted model, not a curated record
CGUCCAUCCUUCGUUCUCGCUUUCCUUGCCCGCCUCCCUCCCUCCCCACCGUCUCCUGGCAGCCCCUUCUCCUUCCUGCUCCAUUUCCUGCAUCUCUCUCUCCGACUCUCUCCCUGCGUCCCUGUCUCUUCCUUCCUUCCUUCCUUCCAGCCAUCGCUCCGUCUGUCCACCAUCCCUCCGUCGCCCGCCCGCUCGCCCGCUUGCUGGCUGGCUGGCUCGCUCCCUCCCUCCCUCCUCUCUUCUCCCCAGCACGGGAUUGUGGGAGGAAGCGGAGCGGAGCGCAGACAGACGCCCAGCGAACAUGGCUGCACCAUGAGCCGCCUCCCAGAGGCUUGCCACCGCCGCCACCUCCUCCUCCUCCAACCGCCCCAGCGCCAGCGCCAGCCCGCUGCUUGAGCUGAGGCCGAGCGGGGGAGCGCAGCGGCCGAGGGGGGGAGGAGGAGGAGGGACCCCCCCUCCCUCCACGAUCUCCUCCCCGAUUGCCCCCCCUCGACCGACGCCGCCGCGGGGGGAGGCGCAGGGGGCACCCAGACUGAGCGGAGAGACGGACCGACGGACCGAGGCCGGCCCCAGGCGCCUGCUCCACGGCGCCCGCUCCCCAUGGAUAGGAACUACCCCAGCGCCGGCUUUGGGGAUCCGCUGGGCGCCGGCCCGGGAUGGAGCUACGAACGCUCGGCCAAGGCCAGCUUGGUAUACGGCGGAUCCCGGAGCUCUCACCCAGACACGGAUAUAUUACACCGCCAAGCGUAUGCCACCCCCCAUCCUCUGCAGGGCUACGCCACAAACCACCACCCGGCAGGUCUCUCUGGCCUAUUCGAGACCGGGCUCCAUCAUGCCAGCAGUGCCACCCCAGACGCCUCUGUCAUGAACCUCAUCUCGGCGCUGGAGUCUCGGGCACCGCAGCCAGGCCCUUCUGCCUCCUCCCUGCUCUCCCAGUUCCGCACCCCAUCCUGGCAAACAGCCAUGCACACUCCAGCGCCUGCCGAGCUCUUCAUCUCGGGGGCCCUCCCAGGCUCUGGCACCUUUCCUUCCUCCUCGGCGCUCUCUGCUUACCAGCACCCAGCCUCUUUCAGUGGGCGCAGCUUCCCAGUCACUUCCUCACUCACCCUGCAGGACGCUACCUUCAGCCCAACCUCCAAUGGCCUCUUGUCUCCCCACGACCCCCUGCUUCACAUCAAGUCCUCCCAGCCCAGCGUUCCUUCAUCUCUCAGCUUUGACCGGCUGGGCAGUGCAGUGCUGGGCACAGGCUUGCCCUCCCAGAGCUCAGCAUACCGCAGCGCUCAAGAGUCCGCUUCCCGCCAUCUCCCCUCUCAGUUCAACCUCCUGUCGUCCUCACUGGGUCCUUCUGACCAGACGCCCCAGCUCUACAACACCUCCGUCUUCUCCAGUUCGCCGGCCUCCUCCAUCGACCGGGCCAUCCCCCGGCAGGACAGCGUGAUCAAGCAUUACCAGAGGCCUUCCAGUGCCCAACCCCAGUUGCCCGCUGCCCAUUCCCUUCAGCACUACUUGAGCUGUGGGGGCAGCUACCAGCAGAUGCCCCACCGCUCCAGUCUUUCGUGCAGCCCCUUGGGCGAACAGUCCCCUGCCAGCAGCGAAGGUUCCCAGCAGCAGAAGACCUCCCAAGCCACGCGGCAAGAGCCCUCCCAAAGUUACCGCCCCAUUAUUCAGUCCCCUGGCUAUUCCAGCACAGCCUCCUCUUCGAAAUCCAAGAGCUACUCGGCCUCCCGCCAGCCGCCCCGUUCCACAGCCACGCCCAAGUGCCAAAGCAACUACAGUUCGUCCACGCCGAAGCCCAGCUCUGUCAUUGCGAGCCAGUCCCAGGCCUAUUCACCUGGGCAGCCCCAGAGCCUGCUUUCCAUGAGUCAAACGCAGAGCUACUCCGUCAGCCAGCCACAGAAUCUGUCUUCGGUCAGCCAGGCCUCGCAAGGCUUCAGCAGCAGCCAGGCCCAAGACCUGACGAGCGUGAGCAAGGCACAGAGUUACUCAACAACAGGGCAGGCCCAACAGGGCCAGGCCGGGCAGGGUGGGCAAGGACUGCAGACUUGUCAGAAUCAGACUUACUCACCUGAGCAGCUCCAAGGCUUAUCGUCUGUUGGGUACAGUGUCCAGGCCGAGCCUCACGUCUCUGUCAGCCAGACACCAAGUUACGUACCAGCUCACUCGCAGGGGAUGCCCACAGCCAGCCCGUCCCUGAGUUACAGCACUGGCCACUCGCCAGCUAUGCCGGGCCACAGCCAGUCCAUUGGCUAUUCGCACAGCCAGAACCUUCCUGACUCGAGUCCUUCCCAGAUCAUUCGGCCUCUCCAGUCACCCACCAGUAACCGGCCCCAGAGUGUGGCGUCACCCGGACAGUCUCAGAAGUACCUCACGUCUGUGCUGUCUCCUUCGUUCAUGCAGACAGCUCACACCCAGAGCUACCAGAGUUCCCAAGGCGGGUUGGAGAGGGCUGCAUCUUAUGGUAAAGCCAAGGCUGACUCGGACCUCCUGUCAUCUGAGCGCACGGAAGACGAGGAGUUCUUGAUCCAGCAUCUUCUGCAGUCACAGAGCCCACCACGGGUGCCCACUGAGGGCAUGGUGGAGUGCGAGGAGAGGGCUGGGAAAGGGCUGGGGUAUGAGCUGAGCAAGACGGAGGAGCGUUACCACUUGCAGAGCGUCAUCCGGACCAACUCCAACCUGGAUAACCAAGGCCUUGAGAUAUCCCUGCAGAGCCUAAAGGAAAAGAAGAAAGGGGAGAGGCCCAAGGAGUACCAGCACACACGCUCGACCCCAGAGUCCUUGGCCACCUCUGUGGUCCAUUACAGCCACCAAGCUGGCUCCAUGGACUCUUACGGGCAAGAUAUCAAGAAGUCGGUGGAGCAGCACCUCCAAGGUGGGCACAUGGACGCAGGUGGCAAGGAGAUCUCCCAAGCCCACUCGUACUUGCAAAAGACCCCUGAGCAUGCCUCCCAGCCUCACCCCAUGGAGCCCCACGGGCUGAUGCCUGGGCAGCAGGGUGCUUCACUGAUGUUGGACUCCCCUCCUGACCUGCCCCCUCUCUCCCUUUCGCAGCAGCAGCAGCAGCAACAGCAGCAGUCCCAGCUGCUCCAGUCGGUGCUUACUCACACCCAGAGCCAGCUGCACUCCCGUGGCAAGGUCCGUACCCCACUGGACGUCCACCUUAUGGAGCCUCAGCGCAUGCACCAAGCCGAGGCGCCCUCGCCGCAGCUCCAGAUGCAGGCCUUGGAAGCCCACCUGCACCAAGCUCACGUGCGCUCCCAGAGCAUGGAGGCACAGCUCCUUGAGCCGCAGCAAUCCCCACAGCUCCAAGGCCAGCUGCAGCAGGAAAGGAUGCAGUCCGAGGGCAUGGAGGUGAUGCCCCAAGGCAACCUUUCCCAGUCGCAAGAGAUCCAGGACUUCUUGGAGCCAGAGCUGAGCUUGGAGUCCCACCUGGGGCAAAGCGGGUCGGUCCAGAGCCAACAACAUCUCCUUCCUGAUGGCAGCUUGGACCCAGACUCCUCUCAGCAAGUCCCUCAAGGCCAGCUUGAGGGCAAGGACCAGUUCGAAAGUCCCAGCCCGCAAGGGGCCAAGCAGCGUUUUGUUCCCCUCACCUCCAUCUGCUUCCCGGACUCUUUGUUGCAAGAUGAAGACCGUAGCUUCUUUCCAGGCAUGGAGGAUAUGUUUGGGCCUCCUCCCUGUGCUGGAGAUGAGUUCCCCAAGCCGGAUGAUGGCACACAAGGCAUGGAGAGGGGAGAGGGGAUGAAAGGGGGAGGCUACGACAUGAUGCAAGGAGGACAAGGGUACCAGAGCUACUGCCCAUCGGAAAGUGGGGAUGGACAGCACUUGGGGUUAGAUUCUGUGUCAGUGAAGCACGAGUUGCCUUCAACAGUCAACACAGAACAGCUGGGACUGAUUCAGUCUGGCCAGCAUGGGACAGCCCCCGUCUCUGAAUCCAAGUCGGGUCUGACAUCACCGAUUUUCUGCUCAUCGAAGCCCAAGAAGCUGCUGAAGACCUCAUCCUUCCACCUACUUAAGAAGCGGGAGCCACCUUUCCAGCCGCCCAAAAAGAACUAUGCCCAGGAGUAUGAAUUUGAAGACGACGAAGACAAGGAGGAUGUCCCGGCUGACAUCCGCCUCAAUAGCCGCCGCCUCCCUGACUUGCUGCCAGACCUCAUUUCCAGCUGCCGGACCAACCGGACCAGCCUCAGCCCCAUGGGUGACAUAGACUUCUGCCCGCCCAACAGUGGCCUCAUGGAGGGGCCCAAGCGCCGGGGUCGCAAGCCUACAAAGCCCAAACGAGAGGGCCCACCCCGCCCCCGGGGGAGGCCCCGCAUCCGGCCCCUGACUGAACCGCCCCAUGGUGUUGCUCAUGAUGGCACCAAGAAGCCCCGUGGCCGGGGGAGAGGGAGGGGCAAGAAAGCCGGGGAGGAGGGGGUGGAACCAGGAGCAGGCUUGGAGUCCCUCAAACCACUCAAGAUCAAACUGCCAGUCCCAAAAGGUUUGGAGGGGUCUCAAUUGGAGGCUUCCACCCCGUCUCAUCAGCCCACUCAAGAGAGCAGUCUGGACAGCAGCCAGACCCGAGAGAAGAUCAAACAGAAGAUCAAGGAGGUGGAAGAGAAGCAGCCUGAGAUGAAGUCAGGGUUCAUGGCCUCCUUCCUGGACUUUCUGAAGUCAGGCAAGCGUCAGACGCUGCCUUCUUCCUCUUCCUCCACCUCCUCGGCAGCCACAGUCGGGGCCCCUGGUGCAACAAUUACUGUGGCUGCUUCUUCGGGCAGCCCCUCUAAGACACCCCGUCCUCCAUCAGCGACAUCCUCUUCCUCAUCUUCCCAGCCACCGCCUCCCUUCAGCAUGGCACCCCCAAUGCUGCCUGGUGGUUUGGAUGGGCCAGAGGGGGAUCCGGCUGGGCUCGUAAUGAGUUGCACCAGCCCUUGCAAGCGGCUAGAUGAGGAGCUGAAGCGUAAUCUGGAGACGCUGCCCUCCUUCUCAUCUGACGAGGAAGACUCGGUCAGCAAGAACCAGGACCUCCAGAAGAGCAUCUCCUCGGCCAUUUCGGCGCUCUAUGACCCUACUGACCGUAAAGAGGGAGAACCCAAUGAUGUGCCACCAGUGGAGGAGAAGGCUCCAAGCCCAGCUCCCUCAGUGGAGGCAGAUGUCCAGCAAGAGCUACCCCCACCACCCAUCUCCCCAGCUCCCUCCCCCAAGGAGGCUCCUCCUGUCCCUGAAGAGCCACCUGUUCAGGCAUCUCCUGAGCCUGAGGAUCCUGAGGACACAAGGCCCCUUCACCUCGCCAAGAAGCAGGAGACAGCAGCCAUUUGCGGAGAGACGGAUGAAGAGGAGGUGGAGAGUGGCGGGGAGGGGAUCUUCCGAGAGCGCGAUGAGUUUGUCAUUCGUGUUGAGGAUGUUCAGGCCCUCAAGCUUGCCCUUCAGACUGGGCGGGAGCCACCCCCAAUCUGGCGGGUACAGAAAGCUUUGCUCCAGAAGUUCACCCCUGAAAUCAAGGAUGGGCAGCGGCAGUUUUGUGCUACGAGCAAUUAUCUGGGCUAUUUUGGCGAUGCCAAGAACCGGUACCAGCGGCUCUACGUUAAAUUCUUGGAGAACAUCAACAAGAAAGAUUAUGUCCGCGUCUGUUCCAAGAAGCCUUGGCACCGCCCCCUGCAAGCUGUCAGGAGACAGAGCCAGCCCAAGGCCUCUGGUCCCAAGGUCCCAGUGAUGCCCAAAGUUGAAAAACCUGAGAAGCUGGAAGUCACAGAGAAGCCUGAGAAGCCAGACAAGCCCCCCAAGGCCGAGAAACCCCCCAAGGCUGAAAAAGCAGACAAAAUGGAAAAGCCCCCCAAGGCUGAGAAAGGACCGAAGCUGGAAAAGCCCCCCAAGGUCGAGAAGGCGGAAAAGCCCCCCAAGGCGGAAAAGUUGGCCAAGGCAGAAAAGCCCCCCAAGGUGGAGAAAGCUGACCCCCCUGUCCCAGUGCCCACAAAAGCUGCCCCAGCCAGUGGAGCAUCUAAACCCAAACCGAAGCCAGCCAAGGUGAAAGCUGAGCCUCCUCCCAAGAAGAGGAAAAAAUGGCUUAAGGAGGCAGCAUCCUCCUCUGACUCAGAUUCCAGCCCUGACCAGCAGAGUGAGGAAGAGCGCGUGCCAACAGGCCGCAUUCUGAAUACACGAGCCAUGAAGGAGAUGUACCGCAGCUACGUGGAAAUGCUGGUCAGCACUGCGCUUGACCCGGACAUGAUCCAAGCUCUUGAGGAUACAAACGAUGAACUGUAUCUCCCACCCAUGAGAAAGAUUGAUGGAAUAUUGAACGAUCACAAGAAAAAGGUGCUGAAGAGAGUGUCUCUUAAUCCAUCACUACAGGAGGUGCUCCACACAUUUCCCCAACUCCAUUCUGAGACGUGUGACACCACAGUCAAGUUGCGCCCAGGUGGUGAACCUUAUAACCGCAAGACACUCAACAAACUCAAGAAGAAUGUAUCCAAACCGCAGGAAUUCAAUGUGGAGGUGGAGAAGUCUUUUUUCUAUACUCUGUACCAUUCCCUUCACCACUACAAGUACCACACCUUUCUGCGGUGUAAGGAUGAGACGACGGCGAUCGAGGGUCAGGACGAGGACCUGGGCCAGGAGGAGGUGGUGCAGCAGUGCAUGCGCAACCAGCCAUGGCUGGAGAAACUGUUUGACUCCUUCAGCGAGUUGCUGACUCAGGCGCAAAGCAAAUGUGCGUGACGCAGCCGCCAGAGCCACGCCCCGGGAGGGGCCACCUAACGCCCGUCCCUCUGCAGAGCCAGAGCAGGAAGUGGGGGAGAGGAAGGUCGAGGGGUACCAUCACAGACCAGUUCAGACUCAGCUCACCACCACCACUGUCAUCAGCGUUCCCUUUCCCUUUUCAGGUUUUUUUCCCAAUCAGGACCUGGCAUGGGCCUCUAAUUUUGGUGGUGGGGUGUGGGGGAGGUUUGUGAUGGCAGAGAGUACACGUUAAGGAGGGUUCUCAUCAGAAAAAAGUGGAUGGCUGGACAACCCCUUUCCCUUUUGCCCUGGCUGUACAGAGAAAUAUUAUUUAUAUAUAAAUGUAUAAAUGUCUAAUUGAGCAGCCUAGCCCCCUGCUCUGGUGGGGAUUGAGAGUAGGAGGACCCAUAGGGGGGUCAGGGGAGUGGGGCUGUGUGAUCUAGAGCUGGGAGGCUGGGAUCCAGGGGGAGGGAGGGAGGGGGGUGUUGGUGGGCAGUGAGAAUAAACAUAAAUAGAAGGAUCCGGGUUCCUGGGUCCCAUCCUGCAUCUCUUCCAUCAAGAACUUUUACUUCUCCCUAGGGAGAGCGGAGUGUGGGGGAUGGUGCCAUUGGCCACCCUUUCUACAGUGUCCAGCUCCUAUUAUCCACAGUGAUCAGGCAAUAUGACCCCACUUCCCCUCCCUGCCCACAAACAACUCUAAUCCCAUCUCUGCCAAAUAGCUGUUGUUUGGAGAGAGGGGAAGGCACCCACUCGUACGCUAACAGCGAUUGCCUGUCGCGUCUGUUCUUGCUUCCAACAGGAAUAUUUAUUGCCAGGUUCCCUCUUCCCAACUAAAAUGUUGCAGAGAGCCACUCCCGCCUGCCCAUUCGAGCUCUCUCUCUGGAGCAUCCUUCUUUUUCACUAUGUCUUUUUUGUGGUGCAAUUGGUGCUGGUGGACAUGCUGCGAGCUGCUUUUUUUGUUUUUGCCACCGAGUUUGGGAUCCUAGCUCUUUUGGACAUGUGGAGCAUCUCCUCACCAUUCCCCAGUAUCCCUUCUGAAUAGAUAACAGUAAAUGGGGGAGGGGGAGCAUAGUGACACCCAUAGCAACCUGCCUGUACCAAGACCUCCUAAAUCUCCUCUUUCCCCCCUUUUUUUAAAAAAAGACUGUUUAGACUUUCUCACCUUGGCCCCACAUGGAUCAUGGGAGAGGUGCAGUAGAGGAUCAUAGAUAUGUCCCUCUGUGCUUUUAUUAGGUCUGGUUUCCUUUGAGGGAAGGAUAAUCCCCCCCUUCUGUUGUAGUGUUGUCAAGGCAGGAUUCUGCUCCCUCCCCCUCCCCUCUGCUGUAUAUACUGUAUAGGAUAAAAAGUCUAUGUAUCAUAUUGUAUUUGACUAACUUGAACUUAACAAUGCGCAGGAGUUUCUUUCUCUCUCUCUCCUUUCACCUGUAGCUGUGACGUUCUUUGGUUUGGACUGAAACUUUCAUUAGGAGGUCAUUACUUUUUUCUUUAAUCAUCGUCAUUAUUGUUGUUGUUGUUAUUGAAGGGGAAGGGAGGUUCUGUGUCCCCACCCCUAGCCUCCUAAGCAAAGAUCCCUCUCUGCCCCUGAGCUGAAAGGCUAAAAUAAACUGUUUAGAUAGAAGAUUAGGUCCUAGCCCUGGCUACACACUCUUUUCACUCAUGACCCCUCCCCUGUGCCAUUCAGCCAGUCUCUCCUUGUAUCUAUAUCAGUCAUACAAACACCUGCAGAACCCCAAGCAGCUAGCCAGUUCUCACCUCAGCUUUUGUUUUCCUUUCCUUUCCUCCCCCGAAUCUUCCUGGUGACCUCCCAAGUCAAUCCCAUACUUGCACAUAGAUCCCCCCUCCCCCGUUAGAUCAGAUUCCUGCCCCCCAACCAACGUCUACCUCAUUCCUGCUCCUGAGACCUUUUUCCUUCAUCCUACACGGCCCCCUUUGAUUUUUCUGCACCAGCCCAGUUUCAUCUCCCCACUCCCUGACAUACACACACUUUGAUUUUCCCCAAUCUUUUAUAUAUACACCUUCCCAAGAUUUCUUACUCUUUUUCACCUCUUCAAAUCAAUGAAAUGUGUGGAAAUUCCCGAGCAGCGCAUUUUUCUGUAGGGAGUGGGGGAGAUGUGGAAAGGUACUUGGGGUGGGGGAGGAAACAAAUCCCACCUCAGAAGGGAGGGGGUGGUCUCACUGCCCUAGCAAAGCUGCUUCAGAUGAGUUCAUGAAUUGUUUGGGGCCCCAUCUGGGUGCAUUUGAUCAGGGCCCUCUUAUAUAUAUUCACAACUUUCCACAUCCCCCUAGAUCCUGUUUUCCCCCCUUUAAUUAUUUAUUGUGGAUGAAUAGAGGUUGGCAAGUGUGAUUGUGAGUGUGCAUGUGGGGGUGGAAUUUGGUGUACACGAGCCCCACUCAAAAUGGAGUAUUUUUAACGGGAAGAAGGUUGACUGGCUUCCUUUUGGAUAUUUUAAAGCUCGCAAUUUAGUUUUUAACAGCUUUUCCCUUGCAAACCUGGUUACUGAUACCUGUUGGGCCUUAGAGGUGAAGGACUGUAGCUUGAACCUGUGUGUGGAGGUGGGGUUAGUAAGUUGAACGUGGGGGUUUGGGGAAAAGAAGGGAUGUGGGGGGGGAAGUAUUUCAUAGUAUAUAGGAUUCUUUUUUUUUUUUGAGGGAUAUAAAGCCGUGACACCUCCUGGGACAGCAGAUUUGCACCAUCAAUUCCACGUGAAACCUUGCUAAAGCAUUGCCCCCCUGGAUGUGGAAGGGCAGAGUGGCCAAACCUUGAGCACCAGAAUUGGAAGGGCCCAGCUCAGAGACGAUUAAGAACCCGUGUGUGUGCGUGCCCGUACGCGCGCGCGCACACAUGCACCAAGCUUCCUGUGACAAGAAAGACUUCUCCCCCCCCCCAUUUGGAUCUCGGAAGGCCCCCUUUUUUACGACGUGUAUUUCUGUGUAUCUUGUUCGCGCCUCAAGGGUAUUGUUCUGAGAUAUGGGAUUUGUGUUCUGUAUUAUUGGAUGUUCCUAUAUAUUUUUAUUGUUUAUUAUUAGUGUCUGAGACGUUUUUUUCCUCUCAAUAUGUAAAACUCACAUUGUAUACUGUGUACACAACAAAAUGACAAAAAACACUUUUCUUUGCAAAAA